AUGGCCGGAUCAAAUGUUCUCAUGGAGUCAAGGAAGCAUAGGUCUGGAAGCGGGAGUUGUAGCACUCCAAGAUCCCCUCCUAAGUUCAAACGCCGGAAGGUUGAAGCAGUUCGAGAUUUCCCGGCAAAUUGUGGAACUCGUAAGGAGUUAGAAGGUCUGCACAAGAGCUUUGUGACCAACACUGCCACCAAAGCUACUGGAGGAGAAGACGGGAACAACACAUUGAAUGUGGCUGCCAUAUCGGCUGUGCCAUUGAAAAGUGUUCCUGUGAUCAGUGUGCAAAGUCACUCGGAAACCAUAAAUCCUGCACGAAAUGAUGGUGAGGGAUUGAAUUUGGCUAAUGGCAAUGAGAUUGGUGCCCAAAAUACGUUUGGGGAGGAUCAACUUCAAAUUCUGGAACGUCUUGAUGCCAGGAUAGCGGAUGCUAAAGAAUUUAUAAGUUUGUUUGACAUGAAGUACAGGAAAUCUGAAGAACUUGAAAGAAGUCCCUCAAACAGUUCUUGGAAGCUGGAAAAAGGUCAUUCCAGCAAUGAAACAAAGCUGGCAGUGGUGAAGACUCUGAAUCGAGUAGAAGCAAGGGGAGACAUAAAUGUUGCUGCUGAAUGCAAUACAACACCGAGCUUAGAAAGCAGUCUUUUGCGAAAAAUGGUGGAAGUUGAGGCUAGGUUCCCCCGGGGAAAACAAGUAGAGAAAGCUUUGACACUAGGAUACAUACCAGAAAAUGAGGUGGAGAAAGUUAAGGCACGGAGCUCAGCUAUGUUAGAACCUAAAGGAGUCGAAUUAUCGAAGGGAGAAUCAUCUGGAACUGAACAUGAUAAGCAACAUCCUGAGAAUGGUUUGAUAUCUUCAGCUCAAAGUUUCUCUUUAGGAGAUGAUAGCCAAGACAAGUCAUUGGCCAAGUUCACAAGAGGUGUCAAGAAUACUAAAAGUUAUUCCAACAUUCAUGUGUCUAAAAGCACCAUGAAGCAGGAAGAACUAAUUAAUCUAACUCCUGUGAAGCAUGAUGAUCCUCAAGGAUACGCAGUGAAGAAUGUUCUAAAGUUGUUCGAAGAGACGUACAAUCAGCUGUUGGAGAAGAAAUCUGAGGAAAGAAAAGAAGGAAAAAAAUGUAAGCAUACUCACAAAGAUGCAGCCAAAUAUCUGAAAGAUCAGGGAAUGUGUUUUUCUCCUAACAAACCUUUUGGUCAUAUACCCGGGGUGGAAGUUGGUGAUGUGUUCAUAUUCAGGGCAGAACUUGCGGUCAUUGGCCUUCAUUGCCACUUGAUGGAGGGCAUAGAUUACAUUGCGCUUGACGGGAAAAUCUAUGCUACAAGUAUUGUGAAUUCGGGGCGCUAUACAAAUGAGGUCAAAUCAAGAGAUGUUUUGGUGUACUCAGGGCAAGGCGGGAAUCCGCAUUUCAGUCAUAAUCUUGUUGAUCAAAAACCUGAGAGGGGCAAUCUAGCGUUGAUAAAUAGCAUGGAAGUUGGAUAUCCCAUACGAGUCACUACUAAAAGAGACAAGUGGAAAGAAUUGAAGGCUUUGGGUAUGAAGAAGACGGACAAUACCAUAUAUAUUUACGAUGGAGUAUACACUAUACAUAGAUGGUGGCAAGAGAGGGAUGGAUAUGGCAAGAAUGUGUUCAAAUUUGAAUUACAUAGAAUACUAAACCAACCGAGAACUCAUCAAGGCAAAGCGAAAUCAAUGAAACAAGUGAUGCCAAAUGAAGUUUGUGUUAUAAAUGAUAUAUCGUACGGGAAAGAGAAGUUUCCAAUAUGUGCAAGGAAUGGUGUGGAUAAUGAUCGGCCACGAUCUUACACUUACAUAACCAACAUUAUGUAUUCCUCUUGGUACAAAUGCAUUCAACCUAUUGGUUGUGAUUGUGUUGGUGGUUGCUCGGAUUCUCAUCCAUGCACUUGUGUUUCCAAAAAUGGAGGUGAAAUCCCGUUCAACAAGAACGGUAUGAUUGUCAAAGCUAGGCCUAUCGUGCAUGAGUGUGGCCCAUCUUGCAAAUGCCCUCCUACUUGUAUGAAUAGAGUCACCCAACAUGGUCCUAAAUAUCAAUUCGAGGUAUUUAAGACCAAAACUCGAGGUUGGGGUGUGAGGUCAAAAAGUUUCAUAUCAUCCGGAAGAUUUAUAUGCGAAUACAUUGGGGAAUUGCUACGAGACAAGGAAGCCGAACAAAGAAUUGGUAAUGAUGAAUAUCUAUUUGAUAUUGGAGUUGGUUGCGGUGAUGAUGGAUUUACUAUUGAUGGUGCCAAGUUUGGGAAUGUCGGGAGAUUUAUCAACCACAGUUGCUCCCCUAACUUGUACGCUCAAGAUGUUCUUUAUGAUCACGGUGACAAGCGAAUGCCACAUAUUAUGUUCUUUGCAUCGAAGAACAUCCUUCCUCUAACGGAACUUUGCUAUGAUUACAAUUAUAAGAUAGGUUCGGUUUGUGAUCAUAAUGGAAAGAUCAAGGCGAAAGAUUGCCAUUGCGGUUCAAGACAAUGCACCGGAAGGAUGUAUUAG
Messenger RNA from Andrographis paniculata, 2487 nucleotides. RefSeq names its product histone-lysine N-methyltransferase, H3 lysine-9 specific SUVH5-like. Lineage: Eukaryota; Viridiplantae; Streptophyta; Magnoliopsida; Lamiales; Acanthaceae. The coding region runs from base 1 to 2487 and encodes 828 amino acids. The record is from RefSeq and is a predicted model, not a curated record. Gene Ontology annotation, molecular function: zinc ion binding; protein binding; histone methyltransferase activity. Gene Ontology annotation, cellular component: nucleus. The transcript has a single exon.